Molecule: messenger RNA, 1249 nt
Organism: Pistacia vera
Lineage: Eukaryota; Viridiplantae; Streptophyta; Magnoliopsida; Sapindales; Anacardiaceae
Product: protein FAM91A1-like
Exons: 8
Coding region: 11-1249 (412 amino acids)
Source: RefSeq, a predicted model, not a curated record
AUUGGUGAAAAUGCAGCGCAUUCCAAAUACAAUUGAGGAACAGUUGAUUUUGAAAGCUAUCAAUGAAGAAUGUCCGUGGGAGAAUCUCCCAAAAAGACUUCAAGCCACUCUUACUUCUAGAGAAGAGUGGCACAGAAGGAUCAUUGAACACUGCAUUAAGAAGAGACUCCAGUGGAAUAAGUGUUUUGCUCGCAAAAUAUGCAAAGAAGGUGAAUAUUAUGAAGACAUGAUGCGUUACUUACGAAAAAAUCUGGCGUUAUUUCCCUAUCACCUAGCGGACUAUGUCUGCCGUGUGAUGAGAUUGUCGCCUUUCAGAUAUUACUGUGAUAUGAUUUUUGAGGUUAUGAAAAAUGAGCAACCAUAUGACAGCAUUCCGAACUUCAGUGCUGCUGAUGCUUUGCGACUUACAGGAAUAGGGAGAAAUGAAUUUAUUGAUAUCAUGAAAAAGUGCAGAUCUAAGAAAAUUAUGUGGAAGCUGAACAAGUCAAUUGCCAAAGAACUGUUACCUACACAACCUGUGGAGUUUACAAUUGAACCAUGGUGGGGAGUUUGUCUUGUCAAUUUUACACUGGAAGAAUUCAAGAAACUCACAGAAGAAGAAAUGGCAACCAUUGAUAAAGUCUGUAAGGAGGAAGCUAAUGCAUUUAUCCUGUUUGAUCCUGACAUUAUGAAGGGUCUUUAUCGUAGGGGAUUGAUCUACUUUGAUGUCCCUGUCUAUCCUGAUGACCGCUUUAAAGUUUCCAGGCUUGAAGGGUUUGUUUCCAACAGGGAGCAGUCUUAUGAAGACCCCAUUGAGGAGUUACUGUAUGCAGUUUUUGUUGUUUCAAGCGAGAAUGCCACUGUUGCUGAACUGGCAACAACAUUACAGGCUGAUCUUUCUCAGCUGCAAGCCGCGGCAUCUUUUGCAUGCCGAUUGGGAUGGGCAGUAAAGGUAAUUGACCCAGCAUCCAUUCUUCAGGAUACAAGUGUACCUAACACUCCAAGAGUCACUCUCAGUGAUGAUGAUGAGGCUUCUCUUGCUAGUAUGGGCGCAGCAAGCAUUUCUGCUGAUGGUGAUAUUGGUCAACAAGGAGAUGUUACAGGAACGGAAAGCUAUGGACCACUUUCUGGCCUUGUCCGUGUAGCUUUUGUUGUUGAUGCUAAUAUAACAUCAUAUCUUAUGAUGGGCUCUGUUUCACCAGGUUUUUCUCCUUCCUUUUCUGUUCCUUUUUACUUUCAAAUGUCAGAUUUCUACAUUUUCCUGUUGUGA